AGUAUCUUGCAACCUAUUGACCGCACCAGUGCGUCAGGGGGGAAUGGCAUUCCCAAACAUAAAGUCCUAUUACCAGGCUGCAGUAAUUGCUCCCCUAUUGACACACCUGGAGAGGGAUAACAGACCACAAUGGGUAACUUUAGAAAACCUAGCUAUCAAACCCUUUCUUACCGCUAACCUGAUAUGGCUGCACAAACGGAGCAGACCAAAACCCACCUCCAUACCUGCACAAGUACAUCUAGCGUUGCAAUUUUGGGAUCUACACAGAAAGAAAUUCGAGACAGCUAAACCACUCUCAAUGGCAACACCCAUAGAGGCCAUGACAUACUACAUCCCAACAUUUCACGCAUCACCGUGGAAGGAGAGGGGAAUCUCACACCUAGCUCAGGUUUAUGAGUCGGGCAAACUACUGAGUUUUGAGUGCCUCCAUGCAACUCACAACUUGCCACACACAUCACAAUAUUCAUACAUUCAACUUAAAUCCUUUUUGCGGGCAGCUCAUAGAGAUUGUAUAACAGAGACUAACCACACUGAAGAGCUUUCGAUAUGGGAACAAACAAGCCUCACAUGCAAAAUCCCCCUAACCUUCAAACCACUCUCUGGAUGCUAUAGGCUUAUCCUGCCGUGCCAGCACAUAUCUGGCUUUACGUCAGCGAGCCAAUGGGAACUGGAUCUUCAAACCUCCUUCACUGAGGGUCGGUGGUCCA
Molecule: messenger RNA, 707 nt
Organism: Pelobates cultripes (western spadefoot toad)
Lineage: Eukaryota; Metazoa; Chordata; Amphibia; Anura; Pelobatidae
Source: the annotation of a GenBank genome assembly